AUGGCUUGUCAGACCGACCGACUCAUGGUAUUGGCAGGUUCUGUCAUUAGCUCUCGUGCCAGUCGCUGCAAAACACGUGCUGAUGAAGAGGAAGGUACCUGGGCGCGUGCCAUGACCACGACCACUGGCUCUGAUCAAGAGGUUCCUUACAUCGAAACAGCGCCACCUACAGAGCAAGAGGGACACCAGAAAUUAGAACAAGAAGAAAAUAUACAAAGUGGAAAACUUAAAGUCAAGACCACGGAAUUGGUCCAGGUGUCCGAAGAACUGUUCCAGGACUUAAGCCAGAUGCAAGAGGCGUGGUUAGCGGAGGCUAGUCACUCAGACCAAGAGAGAGAACAGUUUGUCCCUGGCUACUCUUCCACAGCCAAAACACCCCUGAAUGGAGUGAAUGGAUGCCUUAAAGUGAAGCCAGAGGCAAAGUCAACCUCAAACAGCUGUUGUAAGUCCACCAAUCCUCAGUGCUGCCACAAACCCUCACUGUCAAAGUUUGAAUUUGGGGAAAGGAGUUUUGUCAAUGGCUCAUAUGAACAGACCCCAUCACCCACAGAGUCCGUGUGUUCCUCCAACUCAGGAAAAGAGUCUGGCUCGACGCUGUCUUCAUCGGGCUCGUGUAGUAAGGAGUCGGUGUGUUUUUCACCACCCGCAGAAGCCAGCUGUACCUACUUUAGUCACUCAUCCAGGUUACACCGAUCAGAUCCAGAACGAGGUUACAUUUCUGCGGAGCCUCAGUCCGGAUACUCACACCUCGUGUCUUCAUCCUAUGCCCAUCAUUUUUUCAAACAAGAGCAUCACGAUCGCAGCUACGACAUGGCCACCAUCACACGGAAUCAUGGGUACCCACAACCACCUUGUGCUCCGCCCCCUCCCGUGCAUAUCAAACAGGAGCCAAGGGACCUGUCUUUUGACAAUGGAUUCUCCUGUCCCUAUGACAACAGCAUGCGCUUCUUCUGUCACGAGGCUCCAGACUCUGCCUAUUUUGAACGAAUACGAGAAAAACACCGGGAAAGAUGUGAAGGAAUGGAAAUGAAAGCAGAAUUCUAUCGAGACUUUUAUCUUGACCGUUACCAUAGAGACGGUCCCCACCCAACCUAUCAACGAAGAGGAUCCCUCCAACUGUGGCAGUUUCUUGUGGUCCUAUUGGAUGAUCCUUCAAACUCCCCCUUCAUCUCCUGGACUGGGCGGGGCUUAGAAUUCAAAUUGAUCGACCCAGAAGAGGUCGCCAGACGCUGGGGUUUGCAGAAGAAUAGACCAGCCAUGAAUUACGACAAACUGAGUCGUUCCCUACGCUACUAUUAUGAGAAAGGUAUCAUGCAGAAGGUGGCCGGCGAGAGAUAUGUCUACAAGUUUGUGUGUGACCCAGAGGCAUUGUUUUCAAUGGCGUUUCCCGACAACCACCGCCCAAUACUUAAAACAGACUGUUCCCGCGACGAAUUUUUCCGUGACACUGCUAACCAGACACUAGAUGGACAACCUUUGGCGAUUACUGCCUCCAACGGACCAACAAGUCACAUGACAAACAUGGCUACCAGCCACAUGAAUCCCGGACACUUUUCGUCAGGUCACAUGACCCCUGCGCAUAGUUUAGCAAUGGUGUCUCCCCCGGUACACUCGCCCAGUGGAGGUGUUCAGUCACCCGAACAGCACAGAUUUCUACAAGAAAUGCAACGCAUGUAUAGCUCCGGGCCCUACAUGGACAACUGUGUCUACUGAAAUUUCUGAACACAUUGUUACUGUUGUCAAGGUCGGCAACUCUUCAAUCAUGAAUAUUUAUAUAUGUACAUGUAUAUAUAAGCAUCUGAAUUCGUUGUCAUGGAAACACAUAUAUGGUGAGUUAUCAAAAGUAAGCAAUUUGAGCAGGACUCAAUCACGACCAUGACAACAACAAAAGUAAAAAAUAUUUUUUCAUGAUGCCAUGAGGGCCGUUUAAUUUCAUCUCCUGUCAUAACAAAAUACUGUGUGCCAUAAUUUUAAGUUAAAGUGCUUUUGAAAAGUUGCAGUUGAAGAUUGAAUUUAACCUGUCCCUUUGAUUUAUACAAGAGUUCUUUUUUGUUUACUUUGGAGUCGUUUAUUUUAUUUUGAUUAUCUUGUUUCAGUGACUCCAACACAACAUCCAUUAUUUAUCCAUUUUAAACAUCCUUGAAGCAAAAGCAUUCUUCUAGGGGAGCAUUUAAUUCUAUAAACAGCAAACAAGAGGAAAUUCUUGUCCAGUUCCAGACAUUGGUACAGAUGUCCAAUAUUGUACGGGGUUCAACUCAUCUUUCUCCUGCUGUAUCAUCCUAUUCAAGAUAUAUUAUAAAGAGUGAAAAAAAAGUGU
Messenger RNA from Mizuhopecten yessoensis (Yesso scallop), 2317 nucleotides. RefSeq names its product ETS translocation variant 1-like. The transcript is spliced from 10 exons. Gene Ontology annotation, biological process: regulation of transcription by RNA polymerase II; cell differentiation. Gene Ontology annotation, molecular function: DNA-binding transcription factor activity, RNA polymerase II-specific; sequence-specific DNA binding. NCBI's taxonomy places the organism in Eukaryota, Metazoa, Mollusca, Bivalvia, Pectinida, Pectinidae. The record is from RefSeq and is a predicted model, not a curated record. Gene Ontology annotation, cellular component: nucleus. Bases 1 to 1713 code for a protein of 570 amino acids.